UCACAUGGUUUUAGAGCAACCGGAAGUUUUGAAAGGCUGUGUUGUAGUUCGCUGUUACUUUUUUUGCUGCCACUUUAAAAACACACCGUUUAUAGGUUUUAAAUACACUGGUCAGCAGAGAUAUUCUCCAAGAUGAUUCAGGCUUUGAAAGGCGUCAGACACCUGAAAUCCAGUGCAAUGAAACAAGCGGUUUCAGAGCUCUCGGUUCCCGUCCCAUGGGGAGAGCUCAGAGGAAAAGUCUGGGGUCCUGAUCACGGCCGUCCUGUGCUGUGCGUUCAUGGCUGGGCUGACAACUGUGGUACAUUCAACACCCUCAUUCCACUGCUGCCUAAAGAGUGCAGAUACGUGGCGGUGGACCUGGCAGGUCACGGUCGGUCGUCACAUCGUCCUCCUGGAGUCUUCUACUCGUUUCCUGCGUAUGUGGCGGAUGUACGCAGAGUCGUUGAUGCUCUGCAGUGGAGCAAAUUCUCCAUCAUAGGCCACAGUAUGGGUGGUAACGUUGCUGGACUGUUCAGUGCUCUGUAUCCUGAGAUGGUGGAAGCUGUUGUGCUUCUUGACUCCUACGGAUUUUUACCUACAGAUCCGAAAGAAAUGCCUAAAGUGAUGAGGCAGGGGAUGGAUGAGAUGCUUCAGUUUGAAAAAAAGACAGAAGAGAAGAAAAGAGUUUACACCUAUGAGAAGGCAUUGGAGAGGCUUUUGGCUGUAAACCCUACUCUGUCUGAACGGUCGGCGCGCAUCCUUUUAGAGCGAGGUCUAGUUCAAGUGGAAGGAGGAUUUGUGUACUCUCGAGACUUUCGUAUUAAUCUGAAGAACAUAGUGCGCAUCAGUUUCGAGCAGAGUCUGGAGAUGCAGUCCAGGAUAAAAGCCUCCAUCCUAGUUGUUCUAGCAGAGGGCGGCUUUGAGAAAAUAUUUGCUGAACAUGAUCAAAAGAAAUUUAUAUCAGCGCUUCUCCAGGCCUACAGGGACAAAAAUCACACAGUGGUAAAAGUACCAGGUGAUCAUCACAUCCACCUGAAUGAUCCUGAAGUCGUCGCCCCACUUGUGUCAGACUUCCUGAGGACCAAAGUGUUGGGACAGUCAGACAGGCAGACAGAUGUACAGACCUCUAAGUUAUAGCAAACACACAAAAACAACUGUUUUGUCUGUCACACAUGAAUGAACAACUUUCUGUUAAUGCAUUAUGGAAGGGUGUGAAUUGUUUUAUUUAUACUGGACUGUUUACACUCACCUUGGUGCUUUAUCCACAGUCUGCCAGCUGUCUUAGCCUCAACUAGCUGCCACAUGUUGGUGGACAACUGAAUUAUUUAAAGUAUUUUAGUACAUAUUGAUGUGCACUGUUGCUGAUUUGAGUGACAGUGGCAUUGUGAACAAUAUUAGUCAUGUUUCACACCAAACUGCUUUUCUUUAACUCCAGAUGGGCUGUAAAAUGCAUUAGUCAGAUGUUCUCCUUUGCACUGACAGAGGUCAGCAUCAGUCUGUUAUGCAGUACUGUGUGUAUUUUAGCAGUAAAACGACACUCCUGUAUCGCACCAUUGCUCCAAAACCUACAGCGACUGAGACGCUCAACAACGACCCAAUAAAACACAAGCAUAUUAAAAAAAUGUUUGUGUCCCCUGGAAACCCUUUCGGUGGCGUCUGUGCUUCUUGCAGCACAUCUCUGUAUUUGGUUGAAUUGGCUGAAUUUGCAGCGUAUGUGUUAUAAAGUCGAUGAUGCCGUUUUCUUAAUUUGCUUGUGUUUUGUCUGUUUUCAUUUGUUUAGUUCAGCUGCAGUGCAUCGAGCUCUCUCAGCCGCUGCAGAAACCUCUCAUUAUCAUUUACAGCUUGAAAGUAAGAGUGGAACACUUGAAAACCUGUGGCUACUGAUGGAAUUAUAAGGCAUAAGCUAAAAAAAGUAACAAGACUAAAACUAUGUGCUCAUUAACACUAGUGGGACAAAAACCAUAACAUUUUGCCUGAGGGUGGCACCAGAGGAGAGACUAUGUUGUUUAAAUCAAAGGGGUUUACCUCAAAUACAAUGGCCUGAUGAAGACUAGUCAUCCCCACUUUUUCAGCCUCGGCUGCACAGUAUGUUCUCAGCGGUGCUUUUAGUUUAAUCCCAACAUCCAAGUGUAACUUUGAGCAUGUUAACAUUUCUAAUGUUUUGACAAAAUAAUCUUAACUCAAGGUCAACUCACAGUAUUUUUGUUCAGAGCUUUUAUUGGCACCUCCCUGUUCAUCGAUUAUCACAAAGUAGCUUGAUCUGACCUUGAGACUUUGUCCAUGUGUUAACAGGUGGUCAUAUAUGAGGCGAGAUCUUUGAUCUCUCCUCGUCCGUCCACUGACUCCUGGUCAAGACACUGAUUAAACACAACAUCAGCUGUCCUUGAACACUGGUCCAAAACCAGUCACAGCAUUAACCGGGACAGAAGUCCUCAACCAAAUCAAGAAGGCCAUUUACAUCAAGUGCCAUGAGAUUUUAAAUUGUUCUUGUCAAGCUAAUGUUCCCAAGGUCAAAGUGGAGUCUUGAAGAUGAAGGCAAUUUAUUCAUUUGCAUUAGAUGUUGUUGCUUUUGCGAUUAUCUGCCAUACAGUUAAGUGUUGGUGAAGUGGAAACUUUGACCUGCUGCAUAAAAAGUCACUAAGGCCUCUUCAGGAUUCAUCUUCAGAUGACCAGGAAUAUUUAUUUACACAUAGUUCAUACACUGAGGCAGUAUCAAACUACUCUAUACGGUUUUAUUUAAAUGCAAUUCAAGAACAAAAUAAUUUUGUUUUGAGCUUUGUCAAAGUGCGUCACAAAGAAGAAAUGACUAGGAAGAAGAAAGGCGGCUGAACUCUUUGUUUGGCCCGAUGUGUUUCUGCUGCCCAACAGACUGCUGCUACACCAGCGGGCAGAGGUUUUAUCACCUUGUACCUGCUGUCUUUGACGAUUGUUUGAGAUGCACUGUGUGUAGGUCAGAUGUCUUAGAAGUCUGCUGCCUGCUGUUAAUAUUUCAGCAGAUGUACAGUCUCUCUGAAGUGUGUGUCCUCAUGUUUAAUCUCAAACGUAAGUGAAUAGUGGGAGUGAAGGGUGUGUACUUGAGAGUGAAAGCAGAGAAUGAAUCUGGAUACAAGUGCUGUAACACAAUAUCUGCAAUGCAGCUUUUAAACUGAACACGUCAGGAAUGGCAUUUAUUUUUGAGGAUUAUCUGUAGGACAUCCAGCUACAGUUCCUGAUUUCAAAUGUGUUGUGUUUCUGUGUCUAAUUUUAGAAGUAUUUUAACAUUUGCACAGGCUAUCUGGUGUCUAUAUUUAUCCAUAAAAAUGUGUGGUUAUUUCAGAAUCUGGAAUUUUUGUGAUUUCUGUCCAAGAAAAGUUUUAAAAUGCAGAUGAAUGCAGUUGUUUGACAGAUGUGUAAAAUAAAUGACUGGAGCACUGUCACUUUCUUGGUAAGCCUUCUUGUUGUUUUUUUUUUUUUUUUCUUUGAAUAAUUUACAGUUGUUUUCAGUCAGACACUGUGCUGUAAAUUCAGUUAUAAAUUCACACCAUUUUCUGUUUCUGUGCAACAUGUUGUGACUAAGAUUACAUUGUUGCUGUUG
Molecule: messenger RNA, 3553 nt
Organism: Lates calcarifer (barramundi perch)
Lineage: Eukaryota; Metazoa; Chordata; Actinopteri; Centropomidae
Product: serine hydrolase-like protein
Source: RefSeq, a predicted model, not a curated record